AUGUCUCUCUCCAUUGCUCAAUGGCCAUCCCAGCCAAUCCCCGAGCCUGUCAAAGACCUGAUCUCCAAGUUCUACGCUUGCGUCGAUGCUCCUCAGGAUCCCAAUGCGAAUACGGUCCUUGCAAACGAGGUAUUCCUUCCAAAUGGGACAUUCACCAUCAAUCAACGUGUAGUCCAGGGCAAAGAACAAAUCCAGAACUGGAGAGCAAGUGCAGCGAGCGGGAAUCAGGUGAAAGUGAGCGUGCAUACAGUCGAGAAAGUCUACAAUCUGGAUGGACAAGGGGGCCAAGUGUUGACUACGGGGACGCUGUUCUUGGAGAUGAUGGGUGGACAAAAGGCGACUUCGGUUUAUGCUGCGAGAUGUUUGGUAUAUGAUGUGGGAAGUGCAAACCCUAGAAUCAAGGAGUGGCAGGGCUGGUGUGAUUAUAUGCCGUACAUGUUGGCUGGUAUGUUCGAGGCGCCGAGAAUCUAUAACAAUAAGAUAACGAGUUGA
Cadophora gregata is the source of this 492-nucleotide messenger RNA. RefSeq lists its product as uncharacterized. The transcript has 2 exons. The record is from RefSeq and is a predicted model, not a curated record. Lineage: Eukaryota; Fungi; Ascomycota; Leotiomycetes; Helotiales; Ploettnerulaceae. Bases 1 to 492 code for a protein of 163 amino acids.